AUGGCGACCAACAUGAUGACCGCCGACAUGACGACUUACUUUUCGCUCGAGGCGCCCGACCCCGCGAUUGCCAAAGCUUUAGGCCAGAAGUAUUGGAAUCACUUGGCCAUUCAGCUGGGACAUUGGAACCCCAUGAAGGUUAUCAUCAUGGAUGAUGAGAUGUUCCGCCUCAUUCACAUUUCGGUCAAGAUCGAGCUCGCUCGUGAGAUGAGCAAAUUCUUGGGCGAGGACGUGAUGUUUGCACGAGACGCCGAUAAUCCCAAGGUCUGGAUUCUUGGCCCCAAGAAACUCAUCCGCCCAAACAUCACCAUCGCCGGCACUGUCCCAAUUUGGGACCCGAAGAAGAAGCAUAUGCCGCCUCCGAAAAUCAAGAUUCCCCGUCCCCCAAAUGCGUAUAUUCUCUACCGCAAGGACAAGCACGGCGCCGUCAAGGCCGAGAACCCUGACCUCCACAACAAUGACAUUUCGGUCAUCACGGGCACCAUGUGGAAGAGCGAGACCCCUGAGGUUCGGGAUAAAUACCACCAGAAAUCACAGGAGAUCAAGGCUCGGAUGCUGGCGCUUCACCCCAACUACAGAUAUGCGCCUCGCAAACCGUCUGAGAUUCGCCGGCGUGCGACUCGCCGGGCGUCCGACGUUACUGAAAUCCCCCCGAUUCAACCUUACUCUUCCCAGUCUGCCUCUCCCCGUGUUCAGGGUUUCGAGCACAGCGCGCACUACAGCGCUCAAACCAACAACGACAAGGCGGGUAUCAGACCCAAUAGCGAUAUCACCCGUCGAAUUCCCGGUGCUCAGCGCUUCUUGCCCCCGGUUGUGCAACCCGGCUGGACGCCCUACCAUCUGCUGCCUGGCGCCAACGAGUCCAUUGAGACCACUCUCGCCCAGGAGGCACCGGCUGAGGAGAUCGUGGCCCUAGUUGAUAAUGCCCUCGAUAUGGAUGGUGGUCAAAUCUAUGCAGCCACUCUCGAGGAGCUCAUUGACAAUUGGGACGUCGAGGCGGAUAUUGCUCGGAUUAUGAACGAGAUUUAA
This is a messenger RNA of Chaetomium globosum CBS 148.51, 1029 nucleotides long. RefSeq lists its product as uncharacterized. The record is from RefSeq and is a predicted model, not a curated record. The transcript has 3 exons. Gene Ontology annotation, biological process: cell differentiation; regulation of transcription by RNA polymerase II; anatomical structure morphogenesis. Gene Ontology annotation, molecular function: RNA polymerase II cis-regulatory region sequence-specific DNA binding; DNA-binding transcription factor activity, RNA polymerase II-specific. NCBI's taxonomy places the organism in Eukaryota, Fungi, Ascomycota, Sordariomycetes, Sordariales, Chaetomiaceae. The coding region runs from base 1 to 1029 and encodes 342 amino acids.